AAAAGUCGACAGCUAAAACAAGUUGGGUGUUUCCACCUUGAUUCCCUCUCAGCCUCUUUCUACUCGGCUAGUCAAAAUAUAUUUAUACACGUUCCCUUAUCUCACAUGAUCAUUUUACUCCCAACGUUUAAAUUAUCAUCUAUCAUAUCAUAUCAUAUCAUAUCAUAACCAAUCAAUUAAAAAGCCAUGGCUUCUCUGAUAAUCAAUCUCCUCCUAAUUUUCUCUCUAAUUCAACUUCUUCACCCCGGUGUCGCCGCCGCAUGGAGCGUCGGGGUGAAUUACGGUACACUAGGGGACAACCUUCCGCCACCAGCUCAGGUGGCGGAAUUCCUCAAAACAAAAACAUCAAUAAACAGGAUAAAACUGUUUGAUGCUAACCCGGACAUCGUACGGGCUUUUGCAAACUCCGGUAUAGCCGUGACAAUAACCGUAGCGAACGGGGAGAUUCCGAAUCUUGUUCAGCUCUCAGGGGCUCAGCAAUGGGUGGCUACUCAUGUUAGUCCUUUUGUUCCACAGACAAGGAUUAUAAGAGUGCUUGUUGGUAAUGAGGUUCUUCAUUGGGGCCCUCAAAAUCUGAUUGAUAACCUUGUUGCUUCCAUGCGUACCCUUCAUCAAGCCCUUCAGCAGGCUGGUCACAGGCACAUUCAGGUAUCUUCUCCUCAUUCUUUGGCCAUCCUAGCCAGGUCACAACCCCCAAGCACAGGCCGUUUUCGACCUGGAUGGGACAAGGGUGUGUUAGCUCCAAUGCUCCAAUUCCUACGCGAAAGCAAGUCUCCUUUCGUCGUAAACCCCUACCCAUACUUUAAUGUUUAUCCCAAGAACGUCAACUUCUGCCUCUUUAAAAGAAAUAGAGGACAAUUUGAUAGGUGGACCAAGAAGAUGUACUACAACAUGUUUGAGUCUCAAAUGGAUGCUGUCUAUUCUGCCAUGAAGGCCUUGGGCUACGCAGAUGUUGACAUUGUGAUCGGCGAGACAGGUUGGCCUACGGUUGGUGAGUCUUUCCAGACUUGGGUCAACCCCGCGGAUGCUCAGACAUUUAACUCGAGGCUAGUUAUGGCAGUCAACUCGGGCAAAGGAACUCCUUUGAUGCCUGGCAGGAAGUUUGAGACUUACAUUUUCGGGCUGUUUACUGAAAAUCAAAAGCCUGGACCUGUUGCGGAGAGGAACUUUGGGUUGUUUAGGCCCGACUUCACCCCUGUCUACGACAUUGGCGUCCUCAGAGGUGGACAAAAGCCUCAGGCCCGUCCUAGCCCUACUCCAGCCCUACCUGGCCCAGCUAAGCCUAGCCCAAGCAAUAACUGGUGUGUGCCAAAAGCACAGGCCACUGAUGCCCAAUUGCAGUCCAAUAUCAACUAUGUCUGCAGCCAAGGAGUUGAUUGCAAGCCUAUCCAACCCGGCGGUGCAUGUUUCAACCCAGACAAUGUUAGGGCUCAUGCCACCUAUGCAAUGAACACGUUUUACCAGACCAAGGGUCGCCAGCCCUUCCAAUGCGAUUUCUCUCAGACUGCUGUUCUCACCAAUCGUAAUCCAAGUUCCGGUACAUGUAGAUUUUAAACUGUAGGCUGAAAAUUGGAAGUCAGGAUUCAGGAGUUAAGGACUAGCUAGGAGGCUGGUCCCACCGACAAAAUUAUUUAUUCUUGAUCCAUUAACAUAAUAAUUGUGUAGUUUAGCACUCUAGUUGAUGGUCACUAAUUAGCAUUAUGGUGUAUCUUUUUCAGUGUGUAAAUUUAGAAAAAAGGAGCUGGAAUAUAAGCAUAAUGGAAUUUUUCAUUCAUGAGAAUAAAUUCACUCUUUUUUGUUUGGGCUU
Messenger RNA from Spinacia oleracea (spinach), 1807 nucleotides. Its product is annotated as glucan endo-1,3-beta-glucosidase. The record is from RefSeq and is a predicted model, not a curated record. The coding region runs from base 187 to 1554 and encodes 455 amino acids. NCBI's taxonomy places the organism in Eukaryota, Viridiplantae, Streptophyta, Magnoliopsida, Caryophyllales, Amaranthaceae. Gene Ontology annotation, molecular function: hydrolase activity, hydrolyzing O-glycosyl compounds. The transcript has 4 exons. Gene Ontology annotation, biological process: carbohydrate metabolic process.